AUGGAGUCACCCCUUGAACAGCCUAGCUCAAGCCCCGACACGCACGGCCUGAUCUUCCCCACUGUCCACGUCAACGACAUCGUCGAGCACUUAGCUUCAGCAGAAGCUUCUCCAACAGCAUCGACACGACUUCCUUCCGACCAGACCCCGACAGCAUCCGCCAUGCGUGGAACACAACCCCACUCCACUGAGGCUCCGAGCUCCCUCGAGGAAAGCUCAUACGAGAUCCUGGGCGACUCCCAAUACUUGACGUCCGAUGACGAGGGAAACACCGAGUCCCUAGCAUCGAACGAAGUACAAACUCCCGACGACGUAUCGAGCGUCGCAGACACUGAAGACUAUGGAGAAGAUCGUCCAGCAACUCCACCAGUGGACGAGGGCGACCAGGUCGAGGAGCCGGAGUUCCAGCCGUCCAUACACCUCGCUCGGGACGGCGCAGUCUCUGACAGUGGCAUGACUGCGCGGCCCAAUGCACAGUUGUCGACCUCGUCUAUCCCGUUUGCGGACUCUGUCGAGAGUCUGAAAGGCGGCUACAUAGAGGUCACUCAGACGAUUAGGAAUAUACAAGAGUCCGACAUACCCCGCCUCUUCCCCUCUUCCGAUUGGCACGAUGCCGUACUCACUGUCAAGCAAACCCUAGCACCCAAACCUCUGAAGCUUGACGGACCGUUUCGAGUGCUGUUUAUCGGAGAUCAAAGUCACUGGGCUAAAGAAGAGAUUAUCCACAAGGUCGCGUCUGCUUUGGCCGUUACUGCAAAUUUCCGGAUGCAGGCUCAUCCACCCUCUCGCGGCCUCUCCAGAUACAGUGUCAUUCCAAUAUCUGGAUUUGGGGAGACCGACUCUCCUCCUGAAGUGCAGCUCAUCGAUUCAACCGGGAUCGAGCUCGUCGUCGGUGAAUGCUUUGGCAUUGUGGAUGUGUUGGAUUAUCCACCAACCCUCAUCAUCGAUGGGAAGCACGUGAAGCUCUCCAGCCUCUCUCCACAACAUCUGCCGGGAUGGAACCUUAUCGUGUUCUUCCACCAUGCAGACGAGGCCAAACACAAGGCUCAAUCUGAGGAGGCUUGGCCUGCACUACUUCAAUCGCACUUCCAAAAACUAGACGCAUGUACUCUCAAUAUCUCGAUGACACCGUUGUUUGACGGGUGGUCCAACCUGAACCAUACACACGCCAGCGACAUGAAGUUGUGUGUGGAAAAACGCGACUCCGGCGCUGGAGUUCCCACAGUUCUGAAAGAGAUGCCCGUUGACCUCAAGACGUUCUUGGAUGUAGACUCGGCGCAGCUGAACAGGCACAUUGCAUACGUUACUGGGCUCUAUGACGACAGCGACGAAACUCCUCGAAACGAGAACACACUUAAGAUCCGUCUGUUGGACGGCUUCAAGGGGUUUCUGAAGAAGCAGGACAAGGCCGUCGACUAUACUGCGGACCUCCUUAUUCGACUGGGCAUCACGCGAAUCUUGACGACCCUCUUCCUCGUCUUCCUUCUGUUCUGGACGCCUAGUCUUAUGCAAUACUACGGGGUCUCACACAGCAAUGCCACGGCGUCCACUACUGCCGUGCAAUCGGCCAUGUCCAGCCAAAAUGCGGCCCUAAGUUCCGCACUGGCAGAAUUGGUCGGAACCACUCCCAUCGCCUCAGUCAAGGCAAUCUCUGACGCGCCUGCCACCUCAUCGGUCACAUCCCGCAAGCAACAAGCGUCGACCUCAAUCCCAGCCGCCUUGCGAACCACAACAGCGCCCAGCAAACCCGAAUCAACACCCGAGCACCACCCCCUCUCGCCCCACGCCAACGACUCGGAAGACUUCAAAGCCCACAUCAUCGGCGACCACCACUUCGCCCUGACGCCACCGAAGGACUUUGCCAGGCUGAAGAAGCAGCCUGAUGUCAUUGUGCGCGUGUUCCGCGGCGACCAGCCUCUUGCCCCGCGCUUGGAGAAGCUCGUCGAGGGCGUCUACAUCGUGGCGAUUGACCGCGCCGAGGCGUACGGAACUCUCGACGUUACAAUCAUUGCCGAGUUUGUGACGAAAUCGAAGCGGCAGCGAUGGCAUGACCAGAGCUUGAGGCUGGAUUUUGGCUCUCCCUGGCUUAAGUCGCACCUGUGGGCUGCGGCGCCGGCGAAGGCGGUGGAGUAUCUGAGGGGGCUCGGCGAGAGGUAUGAGCUCAGGCUGCCGGACAUUGCGGCUGCCAACGGCCGCAUGGCGGGUCUUCGCUAUCGCGCCGCUCUCUCUGCCAACAAGGCUAGCCAGAGCGCCGCGCAGCUCGCUGAAAAGGCCGCCUGUGCGGGCGAGAGCGUCAAGCAGAAGAGCCGGGAGGCCGUGCAAAGCAUCAACAACGGCAUAGACGAACUGUACGACGUCGCCACGCACUACCUCAACACAGCCGCCACCAAGUUCUCCCCCUCGACGCUCUGGAAGCAGGCGCCCUCACUGCACGCGCCCGACGCGGUGGGCAAAGCGCAGAAGAACGCCAAGGCAUUACUGGGGAAAUUCAAACCAGCGAAGCCACAGCGCGGGCCACAGGUGCUAAACGGCAAGCCAGUAAAUAUGAACGAUCUCAGGGUCCGCGAGACGCUGCGCGGGUUCAUGGACAACGGCGCGCGGAAAUUGUGGCGGCAGGGGACUGAGCAAGUGCGCGUUGAGUAUCAUGACUGCAUGGACGUGUAG
Messenger RNA from Coniosporium apollinis CBS 100218, 2664 nucleotides. RefSeq lists its product as uncharacterized. The record is from RefSeq and is a predicted model, not a curated record. The transcript has a single exon. NCBI's taxonomy places the organism in Eukaryota, Fungi, Ascomycota, Dothideomycetes. The coding region runs from base 1 to 2664 and encodes 887 amino acids.